Camelina sativa (false flax) is the source of this 1363-nucleotide messenger RNA. Its product is annotated as putative mediator of RNA polymerase II transcription subunit 19b. The record is from RefSeq and is a predicted model, not a curated record. Gene Ontology annotation, biological process: positive regulation of transcription by RNA polymerase II. Gene Ontology annotation, molecular function: transcription factor binding; transcription coregulator activity. Lineage: Eukaryota; Viridiplantae; Streptophyta; Magnoliopsida; Brassicales; Brassicaceae. Gene Ontology annotation, cellular component: mediator complex.
UGUUUUAUAUAACCACCAGCAAGCAUCAUCAUCAUUGUACAAUGAGACGAAUAACAACACACACACCUCUCUCUCUCCUUGGAGCUUCAAACCCUAAUUAAAAAAAAAUUACUUGUUCGUUCUUCUCUUCGAGCGUCCCUCUUGAUUCACAGUCACUGCCCAACUAAUUCACGCGGGAAAUCGACGAUCACUAGCUAACACGUUGCUGAUUGGGGGUUUCGCGCUAUAGGGAGUUGAGGGUUUGCGAUGAGACCUGCCUUGUGAAAACAUAUGUAUGGGCGGUGCUUGCUGCUUCUUCUAUUCUCUCUCACACUAGUCAAAUCUUGAGCUUUUUGGGCUCUUUUGGUUUCAUAGAUUCCAAUUAGGGUUCUACGAAUUGCAGUUUGAUCAAUUCUAAAGAUAUGGAGUCAGAGAGCAAUAAGUUUGGAGGUCCGAGAGAAUUGGGUGGUGCUUUAGAUCUUAUAACACAAUACAAGUUGUUGCCACACCAUGAAUUCUUUUGCAAGAGGUCACUCCCUGAGUCACUUUCAGAUGCUCAUUACCUUCACAAUCUGGUUGGAGACACAGAGAUUAGAAAAGGAGAAGGGAUGCAAUUGGAUCAGCUUAUUCCUAAUGCUUCACUUGGCCGAGAUACUAGUAAUAAUGCUCGCAUCCAACCUUUUGUUCUUGAUGAACUUAAGGAGGCUUUUGAGCUUAAUGAUACUGCCCCUGUUGAAUUGCCUCCAGCAGAGAAGGGAGCUCCUACCAUUGCGUCUAAAUCUAAAAGCGAGUCAAAAGAUAAGGACAGGAAGCAUAAGAAACAUAGAGACAAGGGCAAGGAGAAAGAUAGGGAACAUAAGAAGCACAAGCACAAGCAUAAAGAUAGGAGCAAAGAUAAGGAUAAAGACAAGGAUCGAGAACGAAAGAAGGAAAAAAGUGGACACCAUGAUAAGAAAAGGAAAAGCAAUGGGGAUGCAGAUCUUGAUGACGUUCAGAGGCACAAAAAGAGUAAGCAUAAGAGCUCAAAGCCUGAUGAAAUGGGAGCGAUGAAGCUUAAUGGCUGAAGCAGUGGACACUCUCAUUUUUUGUAUUGCUCACACAAGGACGUGUUAUGGAGAGGUUUAAAAGCAGCUACUUAAGUCACUGUUGACAAAUUUGUUAGGUAUAAUCUCUAAAUAAAUAAUACAUUGUGGGGAAAGUUCGGAAGGACGAAGCAACUAAAGUUUGCGGGGAAGAAUCACAAUUUGUAUUAUAAUUUGAUUUGGUGGCAGCUUUGUACAUUUUCUUAUAAACAAGUUAUGAAGUGAAUCCAUUCUAGUGACCAUUUUAGUAGAAACGUUUUGAGCUAUAUAUAUAGAGUGGGUAAAAUCACAUGGAACUCAUA